Molecule: messenger RNA, 1519 nt
Organism: Morone saxatilis (striped sea-bass)
Lineage: Eukaryota; Metazoa; Chordata; Actinopteri; Moronidae
Gene: f3a
Product: coagulation factor IIIa
Exons: 6
Coding region: 120-998 (292 amino acids)
Biological process (GO): blood coagulation
Cellular component (GO): membrane
Molecular function (GO): protein binding
Source: RefSeq, a predicted model, not a curated record
AACCAGUGGUUGGAAAUCAGUGUGAAGCGAGACAGUGAUCCGGUAACAUUACCGCUGUCAAACAGAUACAUACAGACUGUUUAUCUGGACUACAUCACCCGAGAACAACUGAAGCCGACAUGGUGACACUCAGACUCCGCACAGCUCUGCUCGCUGUCUGCUUCCUCUGCGCACGUUCUGUCUCAGGCUCCUAUCCCCAAGCGCAGAAUGUCACUUGGAAAUCCACCAACUUUAAAACGCUUCUGACUUGGGAGCCCAAACCAUCAGCUGAGUACUCCUACACAGUGGAGUUCUCUACGAUUAGUGGGAACGAAAAGAGGAACCCUCACUGUAUCCGCUCCUCUGCGACAGUGUGCGAUCUGACCAGCUCCCUGACCAGCGAUCUGGCUGACCUGAAGGCCUGCUACACAGCUGACAUCCUGUCUGAACCCCCGCUGGGCAUCACCUCCGAAGACAUCGAGGCCCCCCACAGCAGCUCGCCACGAUUUUGCCCUUACAAAGACACUGAUAUAGGCAAACCUGACUUCAAGCUGGAGGUCAGUGAAGACAAAAAGAAGACCACCCUGUAUGUGACUGACCCACUCACCGCCCUGUUUAAAGAUGACCAGCAGCUGACCAUCAGGGAUAUCUUCUCAAGCGAACUUGAGUAUAAGGUCACCUAUCGGAAAAACAGGAGCACCGGCAAGAAGGUGUACAACUCCAAGACCAGCACGAUAGAGCUGACCAAUCUGGACCGAGGGGAGAGCUACUGCUUCAACGUACAGGCCUACAUCCCCAGCCGCAAUCCCGACAAGCAGCUGGGAGAGCUGAGCCUCACUCAGUGCUCUACCGACGACAACAAGUCCAUCUUAGAAGAGUUUUCAGUGGGUUCGAUCGCUGCUGCCAUCUUUUUCAUCCUGCUGAUGAUCGGCCUAAUCAUUGCUGUCACAGUGGUGUGCUGCAGGCGCGUGAAAAAAGCUCAGAGAAGAGGAAAACAAGUGCCACUCCAGGAUGCAUAGAGACACCUGCAUUAGUGUGGGAACAUGCGGUACAACUGAACUGAGCCUGUGUCAGAUUUAGUUUAACAUUCCACUGUCAGACACUGGAAUCAAUCCUUCCUUUGGCUUCUGUGAAACUGCCUCUGAAUGUGUCAGACAUAUUCUUCCUUUAUCAUUUUAAGCUGCAGAAAAAGAGACUAUCACUGUUUGAACACUCCUGCUGUACUUUAGUCAUAUUGCUGAAGCUGUAAUAUUUCUUGUCUUUUAUAUUUGGUGAGUGGUACCUCUGAUAAUAGAUAAACACUAGCAACGGAUUUUAUUUAUUUCAUUUUAUAGUGUACUUUCUAACUUGAAAUAUUGUCAUGAUUAGGGUUUGAUACUGAUGAAAGCAACACUUUAUGGGAAAUCAUCAUCACCUAGAAUAUAUUAUUUUUGUAUCCAAUGCUUAAUUUAUUGUUUAAUUGUUCAGAUGAAAUUAACAUAUUUGUAUAUGAUGGUAUUUUUAGCUGUUUUAUAUUUUAGAUUGCAGAUUAUUUUAUUAU